Messenger RNA from Saccoglossus kowalevskii, 1735 nucleotides. RefSeq names its product cytoplasmic dynein 1 light intermediate chain 2-like. Gene Ontology annotation, molecular function: dynein heavy chain binding. Gene Ontology annotation, cellular component: centrosome; cytoplasmic dynein complex. The record is from RefSeq and is a predicted model, not a curated record. Gene Ontology annotation, biological process: microtubule cytoskeleton organization; microtubule-based movement. Lineage: Eukaryota; Metazoa; Hemichordata; Enteropneusta; Harrimaniidae.
AUGUUCCUUGAUGAUGUUACCAGAUGUGGUGUUUGGAUUUUGGACGGGGAUACUCGGCUUGAACGCCUUUUAAAAUUUGCCCUAACACCAAAUAGUUUAGAACAUACACUAGUCAUGCUUGUUGUGGAUAUGUCAAGACCCUGGACAAUUAUGGAGUCGUUAAACAAAUGGGCCAGGAUUCUUAGAGAUCAUAUAGAAUUGUUAGAAGUAGAUCCAGAGAAAACAAAUGAAUUAGAAAAACAAUUGAUUAAGCAUUUUCAAGAGUAUACAGAACCAGAGAGUGGCGAUAAUUCACCACGAAGGACGUCAGCUGUCACGCCCACCGCAGACGAAGAAAAAGUUAUACUUCCAUUAGGAGAAACUACACUAACACAUAACCUGGGUGUGCCUAUUGUAGUUGUAGUCUCAAAAUCAGAUGCAAUUUCAAGUUUGGAAAAAGAACACGAGUACAGAGAUGAACAUUUGGAUUUUAUUCAACAGUAUGUUCGAAAAUUCUGUCUCAAUUAUGGGGCAGCCUUAUUCUAUUCAUCAGUAAAAGAAAACAAGAAUUGUGAUUUAAUCUACAAGUAUAUGAUACAUAGGCUAUUUGAUUUUCCAUUCAACACACCGGCAUUAGUGGUAGAAAAAGACUCUCUCUUUAUUCCAUCAGGUUGGGAUAACCUUAAGAAGAUCAGCAUUCUGUAUGAAAACAUGCAAGUUAUGCGUCCAGAAGAUCCAUAUGAAAGUGUCAUUAGUAGACCACAUGUCAGAAGACACGUGCAAGAUAUGAAAGAUAUCACAGCUGAAGAUGAGCAAAUGUUCUUGCUAAAACAACAGGCAUUACUUACUAAGAACAUCACAGCUAAUAGACAGCAGGAUUCUCCACAGCGGCCAGCAGCUGGCAUUACAAGGACACCAGAUAGACCAGGUAGAGCUACUGUAGCCAGUGUGUCACCUAUUACAUCUACUGGAAAAGCCAAGAUUGAUAGUAAAGCAGCAGCAUCAGGAAGUGAAGGGGUACUCGCCAAUUUCUUUAAUAGUUUACUCAGUAAAAAGCCAGCUACAUCACCAGGCACACCAACAGGGGCAACUGGUAGUGUUGGUAAACCAGAGAGGACGACAGCACGAAGAGAUGCAGCUGCUGAGUUGGACCGACUUACACAGACAAGGAAAUCACUAGGGGAACAGAGGGCAAAACAAAAUUCAACGUGAACCUGUCUUUACUUUAGAGUAGCUGUUGUAGAAAAGGCUAAUAAUUCUUUCUCAGUAAACAUUUGAUGUAUGGUAUAAUUAUUAUCUAAAGUGCAUAGUGGUUCAAUAGUCUUUCUGAGUUGCUGUUGCAUUCUACAAAGCUUUCUGACUGGCUGUUACUCUUGUAUGCUCACUGCGUACAUACUUUAGUGUUGUGUAGCCAGCCAGACCCACAGCAUUUUCAAAAUUGACUAUUAACAGUAUUGUCCUACUGUGAUUUAAAUUGCAUUGCCAUACACAAAAUGGUUCAUUCAUUGCUUUGUAUAUACCAUUUUAUUAUAACUUUAGUGCCUCUCCUAGAUCAGUAUUGGUUCCAUUUCUUGACUUGUGUCUGUACUUUAUGUGGUUUAUUAGUUGUGACAUGGACUGGCGUAUUUAUGUUAUCUGACAGUCAGUGUCAAGUAAAAAUCAGCAAAUUGUACCGAGACAGUAAAGCAGGGUAGUUGGUUUGGAUCAUAUACAAAUUAGUACUGCCACUAAUUGUGUAACGUCUAGUAAUUUUUUG